GACAGAUUAACCCAUGGAGCCAAAACUGUGCAUCCCUGUCUAUAUUACAUGCAGUAAAUUAGGUGAACAAUAAGACACAUUGCUUAAAGCUGUUGUACUUUUAUUUCCAUAAAAAGCAACACGUUUCCGUUUCUUUGUUAAUAACAGGUACUUUACAGCGAAAGGGCGAUCGGUUUUAUCCUUUUUGGCACCACGGGCUGCCGUACUCAAGCAAUUGCUGAUAGCAAACCAACAGUAACCGACAGCACCUUCCCGAACAGUUAACGUUAGUUUUCCUUUUCGAAAUGGCAUCGUCUGCAAUGAUCACCGUCCCCACCACCGCCUCCCGCUUCGCCUUGCUCCAGAUAGACUCGGAUUCGGACUCCGACGCCUCCGAUGCGGGAAAGACCACCACCAAAACCGGACCGAAGCCCCGACAAGGGAAGGCAGGCGCAGCCGGGGGGAAAGCAGCUCCGUGCAACGACAAGAAGAAAGACAAGAAAAAGAAGAAGAAGGAACAGCAGCAGACUGAGGCAAAUGAGUUACGUAAUCUGGCCUUCAAGAAGAUUCCUCAGAAGUCUUGUGCCCCGCCUCCCUCUAUGACCCUGUCAGGAAUAGCCGGUGAACUUCUCAGUCCUGCAUCAGGGGACCACCCUAUACCUUCAGAGGGGUGGCAGCAGUGGAAGCAGAGGGAUGAGCAGAUAACCUCUGAGCUUUAUGAGGCUGACUUGGAAAAAGCCUUGAUUCUAAGUAAACUGGAGUAUGAACAAAACAAACCGCUCAACAACACAAACGCAUCCUCACAGAAGGCACCAGGAGGAAAAGAGGGCGGAGGGAAGAAGGACAAAAAGAAGAAUCAGCAGGCAAAAGACAAAAAGACAGUUUCACUGCAGGACUUCCAGGCUGAAGGCAGUGCAGAGCAUUUGAGUAAGAAACAAGAGAAAGAGGACGGCAGAGUGGCUAACGUAGCGUUGAGAAUUGGGCAGGAGGAGCGUUUUUUUAAUAAGCUCGAGGAUGACGUCACUCGGAUUGUCCAACAGGAGAAGAGACGGGAGCAGUACACCAACAGUCACGGACAAGAAGUCGCCUCAACAGAACACGAACGGGACCCCCGAGCAGAGCAGCUGAAAUACGAUCUGGAGAAGAAGGACCAGGAAAUCGAUAAGCUAAAGAAGAACAUCUCACAGUGGGAGGGGAAAUACAGAGAUGUAAAAACAAGAAAUUCCCAGCUGCUUAAGAUGCUCCAGCAGGGAGAGAUGAAAGAUAAAGCGGAACUCCUUCUACAGGUAGAAGAGCUACUACACAUAAAAGAAGAACUGUCAUUACAGGUAGCGUCACUACACGCUGCCCUGGAACAAGAAAGGUCAAAAGUCAAAGGUCUGCAGUCAGAACAACCAAAACAUCAGAAGAGACAAAAAACAGCCAGUAAGUCAGGUGAAGUGAGAGAAGUUGCAGUGGAAACAAGAAAGGGCGGAAGGGCUCGGAGAUGGAUCUAUGAAUGUCCCAAAUGAUAAAGACCUUAAAAGCAAAAGCAAAUAAACUAAUGAACAAAUUACGAAAAACACAACUGAUCAUAAUCAGGGUUCUCCUUCCUUAUUUUUUUUUUUCUUUAGCUUGGACUCCAUGUCAGCAUAUAAUGCAUGCCUCCUUAAUUACACAAACACAGACACCACAGACACACACACACAGAGAAUACACUCCAGAGGCAGCAGGAUGUAUUACACAGCUGAACAAGGAUUACAGAAUCUUUUAAAAAAAGGUUAAGUUUAAACUUUGUGUUGAAAUGGUGGCUUGGCACAAUGUGCUGCCCUCUGAAGGCACAAGCAUUCAUAGUAGGCCUACUGUUGAAUACUCUGUCUGUUCUUUGUUUGGGUUUUAAUGCCAAAAUGACAGAACUUGACAUGUAUGUUUUUGUUUCUUUUCUUUCUCACAGUUAAGUAAAUAAAAACGUUUUCAGUUUC
Sander lucioperca (pikeperch) is the source of this 1940-nucleotide messenger RNA. It is a transcript of the gene gkap1, whose product is annotated as G kinase anchoring protein 1. Lineage: Eukaryota; Metazoa; Chordata; Actinopteri; Perciformes; Percidae. The transcript is spliced from 13 exons. The coding region runs from base 285 to 1490 and encodes 401 amino acids. Gene Ontology annotation, biological process: signal transduction. The record is from RefSeq and is a predicted model, not a curated record. Gene Ontology annotation, cellular component: Golgi apparatus.